AUGGCGGAGCAGAACUUCUCUGCCGCGCUGGCAACAUGGAAAGCAGAGAUCGGUCUGAGCGAACUGCAGCGGAAUCUCGAUACGACCGCGUCCGAGCUAGUCGAGAACCAAAAGGAAAAUCUCGUCGGGCGUAAGAAGCUCGCGGACCAGACCAGGGAGUUCAAAAAGCUCCCAGAUGAGCCCGAAAAGUUCAACAGCAUCAAGACUCUGCUCAAAGCGUAUCAAUCCGAGAUUGACGCCCUGACCCGCCGGUCCAAGCUGUCCGAGACGUCCUUCCUGAACCUGUACAAACUACUUGCGGACGCGCCAGAUCCGUACCCACUGCUAGAUGCGGCAGUGGACCAGACGGUCAAGGUGGCGGAGGCGCGGAUGAUGGCUACUGAGCUGGGGAGGCUGCGGGAGGAGAAUGCGGAUCUGAAGAAGCGGGCGGAGGAGGGACGGGGUGUGGAGGAUAGGUUGAAGAAGGCGGAGAAGAGGGCGGAUGGGCUGGAGAAGGAGAUGGAGGAUAUGAUAUCGGAGAGGGUGCUGGCGAAGCAGAACGAGCUCAAUGCGGAGUAUGACGAGCGGCUGAGGAACUACGAUGAGCGGGAGAAAGACCUUCAGCGUCAAGUCCAGAUGCACAAGACCCAAUUGCGCGACAUGCACACCUCGGCAGAGACGACCGAAGCCCGUCUGCUCGACGCCAGUCACAGGCAGGAACAGGAUGUCCACUCGCGCCUCGCGGAGCUAGAUAUGGUCGCUGCGGAUCUGACGCGCGCGAACGAGAGAGUAGCCGUCGUGGAGCGGAGAAAUGAACUGCUUCGUGCCGAGAUCGAGAGUGUCAGGUCAGGAUCUCAACAGGCUGAGCGCGUCAAGACUCUCGAAAGCCAAAUUACAGACCUUGAGUCCGAGGCCUCCCGUCUUCUGCGGGCCCUGGACUCUGCUAAAGAGGCCAAGUCGGACGUGGAGCGGACCGAGAAGAAGCGGGCGGACGAAGCUGCCAAAGAAUUGGCGGUGCAGGCUGCUGAGAUUGAGCAUCUCAGGACGAGGGUCAAGGAGUUUGCGGAUUAUGAUGAGAUCAAGCGCGAGUUGGAGAUCAUGAAGUACGUCGAAUUCUCAGGUGCAGACCUAGACGAAGAGCCCUCCCUCCCUUCACCGCUGCACACCUCUUCCGGUUCCGGCAAACAAGGUCAAUCCCUCGAGAAUCUCCUCGUCUCGAAGAACCGCCGACUUCUGGACGACCUGACCAAACUUCGAGUGGCAUUCGAGGAGGUCUCGACGGCGCAUUCGAGGAGUGAGGAGUAUGCCGAGGGACUGAGGGAGAAGGCGGAGCGGAUGAAGGAGCUGAAUGAGCGGUUGGAGGGGGAUUUGAUUAGGGUCAAUGGGGGUGGUGCUGCGGAGGGCGGGGCGGGGCGGGGGGAGAAGGGUCUUGCUGGGCUGGAUUUGGGGAGAUCGACUGUGAGUCCCGGAAAUACGGAUAAUUCACCUGCGCCCGCUGCUGGACCAGAUACCUCCAUCCUCCCUAUUGUAACGAGUCAGCGGGACAGAUUCCGCCAGCGCAAUGCCGAGUUAGAAGAGGAACUCCGAAAGCAAUUCGAAACGGUAACUGACCUGCGCACCGAAAUCAAAUCCUUGCAGACGGACAACCUAAAGCUAUACGAGAAAGUCAGAUACGUCAAUGCCUAUCGUGAUGCCCCCAACUCUGUCGCCGGGCCGAGCGGGCUCUUGGGCGGGGUGAUGGGAAGGAGGGACGAGGAGAUUGGGCGGUAUAAGGAUAAAUACGAGGAGAGUAUGAAUCCCUUCGAGGCUUUCAAGGGGAGGGAAGCGCAGAGGGCGUUACAGGCGCUCAACCCGAUGGAUAAGGCGGUCUUUGCAUUGACUAGGGCUAUCAUUGGAAAUAAGCGAGCGAGAUCCUUCUUUGUCUUCUACACGGCGGCACUGCAUCUCUUGAUACUGUUUGUCUUGUGGGGCACGAUGGCAGCGAGCGAUUCGGGCCAUGCGGCUAUACCAAUAAAACCGAUCGGAUGA
Molecule: messenger RNA, 2007 nt
Organism: Dioszegia hungarica
Lineage: Eukaryota; Fungi; Basidiomycota; Tremellomycetes; Tremellales; Bulleribasidiaceae
Product: CASP C terminal-domain-containing protein
Exons: 14
Coding region: 1-2007 (668 amino acids)
Biological process (GO): intra-Golgi vesicle-mediated transport
Cellular component (GO): Golgi membrane
Source: RefSeq, a predicted model, not a curated record